Molecule: messenger RNA, 1042 nt
Organism: Drosophila grimshawi
Lineage: Eukaryota; Metazoa; Arthropoda; Insecta; Diptera; Drosophilidae
Gene: Vlet
Exons: 2
Coding region: 54-785 (243 amino acids)
Source: RefSeq, a predicted model, not a curated record
AUGAAUUUCUCAUUAUUAUUUGUGUUCAGUUGUUGAGAAUUGUGAUUGUAGACAUGAGCAUCAAUUGGAUUAAAAUAACUGAGCGUGCACGCGAGGGCAUCAAAAUCAUAAACGCCCUGCCCUACGAUACUUUCACAACAGUUCUGCUCUACGUGCACCGCCAGAUGAGUCCAGCGAGUAGUGGCUCUGGCAGUGGAAGCGGCUCGGGUCUGUCGGGCACCGUUGGCACCAGUGUCACAACAACGGAGCGGGCUGGCAGCAGCAGCGGCGAGACUAGCCACACUAGCAGCGAACCGGAAUAUACACUGGAGGAGCUGGAGCGUUUGGUGGGCGUGGCACGAGCCGACUUUUUGCUGUUGAUCAAAACAUUCUCGUACAUCUUGAGGCGCAUCUCAACGUUCAUCAUCAAGCCGAGUCAUUUGCAGCGCGAGCUGCGCGAGAAGUUGCAGCUGCAGGACGAGGCCAAAAUCGAUGCCAUUUUGCGGCUGUGGGUGCGCCAGACGACGCCCAUGAUGAACAACCUGGCCAGCGAGCGCUAUGAGUCGAAUGUGAUUGAGGACAUGGCCUGGAAACUGAACGUGGAGAUCGCAUCCCAUUGCCAGCAGCGCGAGAAGACAGCCCUGGCCGUGCUGCAGCUAAAAACAGGCGCCAGCGAGGACAUCAACUUUGAGAUGACGCAGCCAGAGCUGCUGCAGCUGUACAAUCAAUUCGAGCAAAUUCAAUCCGAGCUGGACGCAACGCUGGCCAAUAUGAAGAACACCGAAUGCGGCAGCGGUGAUCAGUAAUUCAUAUUCAUUUUGACGAUUGCCUUUUGACACUUGACUCGUUAUUAUAAUGCCUGUUAUGCCAGUUGUAUGGUAUUUGUUGGUAUCUAAUGCAUACAUAUUAUGUAUUCGGUUGUAUUUAGUUUUUAGAUGAAUUCCAGCUUAAGCCUGCAUCGCCAAUACAAUUGAUUAAAUCAAAAUGUAUCGUGUGAGUAUCGCCAAGAAGUAUAUAUGUAGAUUAAUCCAAUAAAAGUCGUUUAGUUGUAAAUUGAAUGUAA